UUGGCGGGAGCGUGCCGUGUGACGUCAGGAGAGGUAAGGAUGGCUGACGGGCAGACUGCGUCUUUAGCCAGGAUAGACCUGGGGGCGCUACACUCGGCUGCCCGGGAGCCCCUGCACCUCCUGCCGUGUCAGAUACAGAGACAAGGGGCUGCCAAAGUUAGCGAGUAUUUCAGCCCUGCGAUACGAGAGACGCAUGGAGGAAAAGAAGUGCCCUUCAGAGGCCGGAUGUUCAGAGGGCAAGAAGUCAGUGUGCCAGCCGGGUAUAUGGGCAUCGUCUUGAAGGAAGAUCAUAAGCCGUGCUCUGAGGAGGAGGAUCGUUGUUUAAAUGUCAGAUCCACCUUCCAGUCUUUCACACAGUGGAACCUGGAGACUCCUCCAUCUGCUGAUGACGCCAUAGUUAUGUCGCUGGCGUGGCCGAAAAUAGCCUCUGUGAUACAUGCGCCAGUCGACUAGAAACGGAACCGUCUUUGCAGCUUGUACUAUAUUGCCAAAGCGCUGCAGUGUUACUUCUCCAUUUGUAUGUAUCACAGACCCCUUCUAUGUGUGUUAUCUGCUGGAUAUCAGUAGAGAUGAGCGAACUUACAGUAAAUUCGAUUCGUCACGAACUUCUCGGCUUGGCAGUUGAUGAC
This is a messenger RNA of Hyla sarda, 629 nucleotides long. It is a transcript of the gene RNASEH2C, whose product is annotated as ribonuclease H2 subunit C. The coding region runs from base 40 to 453 and encodes 137 amino acids. The transcript has 4 exons. Lineage: Eukaryota; Metazoa; Chordata; Amphibia; Anura; Hylidae. The record is from RefSeq and is a predicted model, not a curated record. Gene Ontology annotation, cellular component: ribonuclease H2 complex. Gene Ontology annotation, biological process: RNA catabolic process.